AUGGCUAAAAAGCGCUCAAAAAGGAUGUUCCAGUAUUAUGCAUAUUCAGCGAAAGAAAAGCAUGAUGGUAAUGAUGACAAUUCAGAGGAAGGAACCAAACAACAUCUUAAAAAAAUCCGAGAUUUAGGACCACGAAUACUCCGGAGUCGGAAACAAGAUCGUUCAGUACAAAGGCGUAAGCAACAAAAAAUUCGCAGCACUUCUCGAAAUGAUCCAAUGAUGGGCUUUGGUAGGAGGAAGAAAUCAAAAGCUGUGACAGUUUCACCCUCGCCUUCCAUAGAACAGAAGAAGGAUGAUGAUUUGACUGUGAUACUACUUCCAGGAGAACCAUAUUCUUCUCAGAGCUGCAAAACAGAAAAACUGAAUGUACGAUUUCGGGAUAUAGGAUGGGAACAUUGGAUUAUUGCGCCAACAUCAUUUGAGGCACACUAUUGUAGUGGCACAUGUCCUUUUCCGCUCAAAAAGGAAGUAAAUCCAUCAAAUCAUGCGAUCGUUCAAUCAAUAAUUCAUCGACUGGGCCUGAAUCCAUACGUUCCGGAUGUAUGUUGCGCACCGGAUAAAAUGGAUUCAUUAACAUUACUUUAUUAUGACGAAAUGGAUAAUGUUGUAUUAAAAAAUUACCCACGAAUGACUGUUACUUCUUGCGCUUGUUUAUAA
Messenger RNA from Loa loa (African eye worm), 657 nucleotides. Its product is annotated as growth/differentiation factor 10. Gene Ontology annotation, biological process: SMAD protein signal transduction; BMP signaling pathway. The transcript has 4 exons. Bases 1 to 657 code for a protein of 218 amino acids. NCBI's taxonomy places the organism in Eukaryota, Metazoa, Nematoda, Chromadorea, Rhabditida, Onchocercidae. Gene Ontology annotation, molecular function: cytokine activity; growth factor activity. The record is from RefSeq and is a predicted model, not a curated record. Gene Ontology annotation, cellular component: extracellular region.